This is a messenger RNA of Amphiprion ocellaris (clown anemonefish), 2700 nucleotides long. It is a transcript of the gene pgap4, whose product is annotated as post-GPI attachment to proteins GalNAc transferase 4. The transcript is spliced from 2 exons. Gene Ontology annotation, molecular function: glycosyltransferase activity. NCBI's taxonomy places the organism in Eukaryota, Metazoa, Chordata, Actinopteri, Pomacentridae. Gene Ontology annotation, cellular component: Golgi membrane. The record is from RefSeq and is a predicted model, not a curated record. Gene Ontology annotation, biological process: GPI anchor biosynthetic process. The coding region runs from base 351 to 1538 and encodes 395 amino acids.
CUGCCGGUCAGCAGCGGUACUGCUCGGUGCUCCCGUCCUCACGGGAUUACGGUAAGUCGGUGUCGGUGAUGUUCGGUCAUGGCAGCGGCAGGAACACAGCAGCAGCAGCAGCUCCACAGUUCGGCACAGCAGAGCAACAAGGACUAAGCUGAAACUCUCACCUCUCCGUUUACAAAAAGAAGUGCCAACAGCUGACUCGUUUUCCACAGAGCUAUCGAUUUACAGCAGAGUUGUCUGGUUUCACUGCUGUGGGUCUCCCAAAGCAAAGUGGGACACUGUAAAUGUUGAUAUAAACCUCCUAUGUUUGAGUUCAUUCCGUCACUUUGUGCUUCCUGCCAGCUGUUUCACCUAUGCCUCGAUGGAAAGUGUUCUUCAGUCAGUACUUGCGAUGGUCCAGCACCGUCACACAAGCCCUGGCCUUGUGUGUAAUUACAUUUUGCGUUGUCCUUCCUCUGUGCUGCCAUCGUCUUCUGUACUCUUACUUUUUCAUCAAGUCCAUGUACCUGGACUCCAUGAGUGAGGACGCCCUACAGGAAAGCUUUAAACAGGGUCAGGACGCUCUGCACUUCUGGCAGAGCUCUUCCACCGGGGUGUCGCUCAGAUUCAGCGAUAUCACUCAGCAUCCUGAGCUGCUGGUCACCGUGGUGACAGCCAGGCGGAGUGAGGGGCGGGACUUCCACUACCUGCUCCAGGUGAUGCGGCAGCUAAGUGUCCUUCUAGGAGACUGUGGGAAGCGACGUUGUGCAGAGGUGUUGGUUUGUGAUGUGGAAGGUGGGCCCCAAGAACACCAGGAUGCCAAGCUGCUAGAGUCUUCCUUCACAGUGAUCCGGCAUUCGCCUGAGGAGCAGCAGAACCGGGAACGAGUCAACAUCUUUGAGAAAGAGAAGAGGGAUUAUGUCUUUUGCCUCCGCAAGGGAUGGGAGCUCGUGAGGCCCAAAAACAUGGUUAUCCUAGAAGAUGAUGCUUUGCCAAGACAGGACUUUUUCACAGUCAUAAAGGACCUGUUGUCCCGUCGAUUUGCCCUCCAGACUCUUUACAUCAAGCUGUACCACCCUGAGAGGCUACAACGCUACUGGAACCCUGAGCCGUACCGCAUCCUGGAGUGGGUGGGGCUUGGGCUAGUUGGAGCAACAGCCCUCCUCCUCACUUUCCCUUACUGGAACCCUUGCUCUUUCUCCUUCACACUGUCAGCCAGCCGUCUCCUCUUCUUCACCCUCUACUUCAUGGCUGUUGCGGAGCUGCUGGGGCGGCACUACCUCCUGGAGGCCCGGAGACUUUCCCCCCAACUCUAUGCUGUCUCUCCAGCCACUGAGUGCUGCACCCCAGCCAUGCUCUUCCCCGGCAACGCCUCUCUCAGGGUGGCCGAGUAUCUGGAUAGCUCGUUCUGCGUCAAAGGGAACGCCAAAGACAUGGUUUUGUAUCAGAUUGCCAGGACAAUACCCGGGGAAAGUUCUCACAGUGUGGAGCCCAACCUCAUCACCCAUAUCGGGGCCUAUUCUUCAGUAAGGCCAAACCCAUCCAGGCCCAAGCUUCUCUGACAGAACCAGGAGGAGGUGGAAGACUCCGUCUAACACACUGCAACAACGUUGGACUAAAUCAGGUUCCUGCUCAGCUGAUUCUGCUUUUUUCCUAUCAUGUGACCUUUGGAAUCACUAAAGGUUUAAACACAUUGCUCAGUGAGUGAUGGUUCGGUGAUUUGCAAGUGAAAAGUAUCAAGACAUUCAAGCUGAUAAUUUUAUUUUAGAUGUGGUGGUUCCAGCUUGCACUAUGUCUGCACAGGAGGCGUUUGAGCUGCGAGUUUCAGUCGUUUAUUUUAAUAGUAAUAAGGGUCAGAUUAUGGCCUUUCAGUACUACUUUGGCAGUUGUUAAAAAUCACGCUGGAAAACAAAUGUUUUUAUGUGUUUUUACGCGUUUGACCAGGCACAGUGGAAGAUGGAAAGAAAAGCAGGCCAUAAUAAAGAGGUCUUCAGAAAGCGUUGCAUUGAGUGUAUAUGUGAAAAGUGUCAUAAGUAGUUGAGUAACAAAUGAAAAAAGUAGAGUGAGACAGAAAAAUAUACGUGUACCCUCAGUAAUGUACCUGAACACAUUGUAUGUAGACAGCCAGAGGACUGAAGUUGUUGCUGCAUUGCUAACAGCUCUAUGAAUAGAGUAUUCAAAUUCUUUUGAGGCAGUCUUGUGUAAGCUUGAAUGAAACAAAGCGUCACCCAGGUUUGGUUUUGCACUGGGCACAGCUUCAACACUCAUGCUUCUCUUCACCACAAAAUCACUAAAACCCUCUCUCACUGAGUUGCAUUUACAGUGUGGGAUGAGACCAAACCUAUAUCUUCAUGCUGGAAAUUUUGGUGACUAUUCAGGUGAGGGUUUACUCUGCUGUCAGGAUUGGUUUACUCACUCACAAAACUAUUUACAGACCCUAUCAGAUGCUGUCGGAAUGCCUCCUUGUCUGCUUUUCAGAGAUUCAGAUUCUUCAUUAAACAACAUGCUGUUUGUGGACAUGACGGAAAAUGUUGACUGUAAAAGGGUUUGUUCACUGUUAGUAAAUCAGAUCAGAUUGGGUUUCAUCAAACGUAAUGGAAUCUCUUCUGAAUUUCAGAAAGCAGUUUUUAGAACUGUCCAAAAUGUUGCUCCUUUUAAAUAAUGCUGACAUGAUAUCCAGCUGUAACUAUACAAUAUCUAUCACUCACUAUAAUAUUAUCUCAG